AUGGAGGCCCUCUCCCUCUCGAAGCUCGCGAGAUUCCGAAUGCCGGACGAGGCUCUUUGCUAUCGUGACAUUCCUCCGUCGACGCCUCUUUUCACUAUCAAAGCAAGCUCAUUGCUCAACUGCCGGACACUUGGCCCGCACUACCCUCCAGGCCUCAGUGCGGCUCAAUUGGUAUCCCUCCAUCUGUGUGUUUAUCGUCGCAUGAGCGAUCCUAUCUUCGGCCUGUACCUGGCCACGCUCCCUUGCGACUUCGAUACACACCCUCUAACAAGUUACGUCGAGAAUGGCGAAUCCCCAUCUCUUCCUCCCUCCGUAUCGAAGUCGCUUCUUGAGCUGAACGGACGAUUUGUGAAGGAUUGGGAUCAGAUUGCGUGGGGCCAGAGAGAACAGCAGACCGUCCUCUCGAGCAAGCAUCCCAUCGUCGACUCAGAAUCCUUUGAAGGCACACUCAAAUCCGAUUUUCUCUGGGUAAACACCCGCUGCGUCUAUCACCGCCUCAAGAAGACGCGCGCGGAUCCAGAUAAUUUCACGCUCUGUCCGAUCCUGGAUUUUGCGAAUCACACUGUUUCGGGACCAACGGCGCGGCCUCGUCUAACGGAGGCGGAAAGAAACGACGCUGCCCCGAUAGCCAAGCUCGGGGAGGCACUCACCUUGUUGUCACCGACGACACCGAUAUGCGCUGGAGAGCAGAUGUAUCUGACAUAUGGCCCUCAUUCAAACCGGAGAUUGUUUGUAGAAUAUGGUUUCGUCAUUCCGUGCUCACCGGGGGAUCCUCGAGCAGAGGUCGACGUGGACGAUCUUGUGGAGCCGCUUUUCAACGAUGAGAAGAAGCGGGUGUUGCAAGAUGUCGAAUAUUGGGGCGACUGGAUUUUGGACGCGGGACCUGCGGUAUCUUUCCGACUGAUCACGGCGCUGCGCCUGCUGCACUGCGACACUAGUUCCUCCGUUCUAUGGCACGACACGCUCACAGGAGCCCGCGACAUUGUAUCGGACGAUAACGAAAUCGCUUGGAAACGCACUGUACUAGAUGUUUGCACUAGCAUCUUAGAAAGAGCAGCAAAGCGCCCAAAUCCCAUUGGUGUAGAUAGUGUGGACAGCCUGUGGUUGGAGGAGGAGACCGUGGCCCAGGCAAUAUGUGACUAUCUCGUAAAUCAGAUCACAUGACCGUGUAAUCCGA
Messenger RNA from Mycena citricolor, 1177 nucleotides. The record is from the annotation of a GenBank genome assembly. NCBI's taxonomy places the organism in Eukaryota, Fungi, Basidiomycota, Agaricomycetes, Agaricales, Mycenaceae.